AUGCAAAAAGAACAGUGGGGCUUAACAGGAAGACAGGAGGUGAGGGAGGCCUACAAGACUGCAAAAAAGAUGGCAAAAAGAGCAGUGGCAAAAGCAAGGGCUGAGGCAAUGGAAGAGGCGUAUGAAGACCUGGAAAGAAGACAGGACGGCAGGCAACUCCUAUGGAUUGCUAAAGCAGGAGAUAAGGCGACCAAGUACACAACAUCAAUGAGGCAGAUAAAAGGUGAAUCAGGUGUAGUAUUACACGACCUUGAUAAAAUCCUGAAUAGGUGGUGGGAGUACUUUGAAAGGCUAUUGAAUGAGGAAAAUGUACGAGAGAAGUAUGAGGAUGGAGAUGUAAAUGAUGGAAUGACCCAAAGUAGGGAAGAAGCCGAACACGUGACGAAGAAAAUGAAUAAUGGGAAGGCCCUAUGGGCAAACCAAAUCCCGAUAGAAGCAUGGAAAAGUCCAGGAGAACAGGGGAAAUGA
Molecule: messenger RNA, 468 nt
Organism: Schistocerca serialis cubense
Lineage: Eukaryota; Metazoa; Arthropoda; Insecta; Orthoptera; Acrididae
Exons: 1
Coding region: 1-468 (155 amino acids)
Source: RefSeq, a predicted model, not a curated record